AUGGCUACCCAUGAUGUCGAUACUGGUCUUGGAGUCCUUGAUGGUUCUAUAGCCUUUGAGCUUGGCCGAGCGGAGAACCCUGGUGCUGCUUUCAAUGCUACCUUUGGGUUUACAAACAACUAUCACUCCAUCAAAGCCUCAUCAGCCAAUCUUCUCGCAAUGUCCGUUGUCGUUGCAUCAAUGGCUUGUGACAAUCCAAUUGUUCCAUUUAGAGGUGGACGAGUGGAUGCGAUCGGAGCUGGAGUCUCUGGCGUACCCGAGCCUGAUCAGGAUUUGGCGACAUCCACUGCAAUCUUCGUAAAGUAA
Botrytis porri is the source of this 306-nucleotide messenger RNA. RefSeq lists its product as uncharacterized. The coding region runs from base 1 to 306 and encodes 101 amino acids. NCBI's taxonomy places the organism in Eukaryota, Fungi, Ascomycota, Leotiomycetes, Helotiales, Sclerotiniaceae. The record is from RefSeq and is a predicted model, not a curated record. Gene Ontology annotation, molecular function: peroxidase activity; heme binding. The transcript has a single exon. Gene Ontology annotation, biological process: response to oxidative stress.